This is a messenger RNA of Theobroma umbraticum, 3248 nucleotides long. Its product is annotated as putative calcium-transporting ATPase 13, plasma membrane-type. The record is from RefSeq and is a predicted model, not a curated record. Gene Ontology annotation, biological process: calcium ion transmembrane transport. Gene Ontology annotation, molecular function: ATP hydrolysis activity; P-type calcium transporter activity; ATP binding. NCBI's taxonomy places the organism in Eukaryota, Viridiplantae, Streptophyta, Magnoliopsida, Malvales, Malvaceae. Gene Ontology annotation, cellular component: plasma membrane; intracellular membrane-bounded organelle.
UCCCAUAUCAGCCUAUAUUUUGUUUUGGUGAUCAAGUACUGUAAUCAAAGUAUCAGCUAAGAUUUUAUUUCAACAAAGAUAUUUGUAAACCAAAUACUGAACCUUUUUGUUCGCUUUGUAGUCUAUCAUCUUCUUUUUGCAAACUCCUUUUUCUUCUUCUUCUUCGUUUUUCCUUAUUCGGGGUGUUUUUAUUCAUGACUACCGUUCUCCGAUCGAACUUGCUUGGCAUUGAAUGUAUAAUCCAUGUACCUGCCACCCUUAGCAAAACCAAAAAGAAAUGGCACACCAUUUUCACUACCAUUUAUUGUUCUAGAACCUUUUCAUCCCUUGUCAUGAAGCCUCCAGCAGCCAAAACAAAAACCAAGGAUAUUCAUCGCUCCUCAACUCAUGUUUCACUCACUGUUACACAAGAAAACUGUCUUUUCCAAGUUGAUCAAACGACUCUCAUUGAGGUAGUCAAAGAGAAAAGAAUCGAUACGUUGCAGAAACUUGAUGGGGUUAAUGGUGUGGCUUCUGCUCUCGGAACCAACACCGAGGUCGGUAUUUCUGGCAGCACCGAGGACAUCGCUCGCCGACAUGAAGCGUUCGGUUCCAACACGUAUAAGAAACCGCCAACAAAGAGCUUUUCCCAUUUUGUCAUUGAAGCUUUUAAAGACCUUACUAUAAUGAUUCUUGUAGGAUGUGCAGCACUUUCACUUGGCUUCGGAAUCGAAGAACAUGGACUCAAAGAAGGUUGGUAUGACGGUGGAAGCAUUUUCGUAGCUGUCUUUCUUGUCAUUGCAGUUUCUGCUAUAAGUAACUAUAGGCAGAACAGACAGUUUGACAAGUUAUCAAAAGUCAGCAACAAUAUUCAGAUUGAUGUUGUACGCGGAGGUCGGCGCCAACAAAUCUCAAUAUUUGAUAUAGUUGUUGGAGACAUUGUUUGCCUAAAGAUUGGAGAUCAAGUUCCUGCUGAUGGAUUGUUCUUAGAAGGACAUUCCUUGCAAGUUGAUGAAUCGAGCAUGACCGGGGAAAGUGACCAUGUCGAGGUAAAUCGCAGCCAAAAUCCGUUCUUGUUUUCAGGGACCAAGGUGGCUGAUGGGUACGCUUGGAUGCUUGUCACUUCGGUUGGAAUGAAUACUAUGUGGGGCCAAAUGAUGAGCCAAAUCAGCUGUGGCACUAACGAACAGACGCCCUUACAAGCUCGUUUAAACAGGCUGACCUCAUCAAUUGGUAAGGUUGGCUUAGCAGUUGCGUUCCUGGUUCUUGUCGUUUUGUUGGUUCGUUACUUCACAGGCAAUACAACAGAUGAGAACGGAAACCGGGAGUUCAAUGGAAGCAAGACAAAGGCUGAUGAUAUAAUAAAUGCUGUUGUCGGAAUCGUAGCUGCCGCUGUUACCAUCGUCGUAGUUGCAAUUCCAGAAGGGCUGCCACUAGCGGUCACACUGACCCUUGCUUAUUCGAUGAAGAGAAUGAUGGCAGAUCAAGCAAUGGUAAGAAAGCUCUCCGCCUGUGAGACAAUGGGCUCUGCCACCACAAUUUGCACUGACAAAACAGGCACUCUCACGCUCAACCAAAUGAAGGUGACCAAAUUUUGGCUUGGCCAAAAAUCUAUGGAAGAGGGUGCUUCUUCAAUUUCUCCAUUUGUUAUUGACUUGAUCCAUCAGGGAGUUGCUUUAAACACUACUGGAAGUGUUUACAGAGCUUCCUCAGGAUCAGAAUUCGAGUUCUCAGGUAGUCCUACAGAAAAGGCAAUCCUUUCUUGGGCUGUCUUGGAACUGAAGACGGAUAUGGAGAAAAUGAAGCAGAGUUGUGCGAUACUCCAAGUUGAAGCCUUCAAUUCUCAGAAAAAAAGGAGUGGGGUUUUGAUUGAGAAGAAUGGGGAUGAUACUGUCCAUGUUCACUGGAAAGGAGCCGCAGAGAUGAUUCUAGCAAUGUGCUCAAGCUACUACGAUGCUUCCGGAAUCGUGAAAGAUCUCAAUAAUAGCGAAAGGAUGAAAUUUGAGCAAAUUAUUCAAGGAAUGGCAGCGAGCACCCUCAGGUGCAUUGCUUUUGCCCAUAAACAAGUUCCAGAAGAAGAGUAUGGAAAUCUAAAAGAGCAGAAAAAGGUUAAAGAAGACAGCUUGACCCUGUUAGGACUGGUGGGCAUAAAGGAUCCAUGCAGACCUGGAGUGAAGAAAGCUGUGGAAGAUUGCCAAUAUGCUGGAGUAAACAUCAAAAUGAUUACUGGCGACAAUGUUUUCACUGCAAGAGCUAUAGCUACUGAAUGUGGGUUCUCAAGGCCUGGUGACGACAUGUCCAGUGGCGUGGUGGUAGAAGGCGAGGAAUUAGAAAUUAUACACCACGAGAGAGGAUGGAGAAAGUUGACCAAAAUCCGAGUGAUGGCAAGAUCCUCUCCUUUUGAUAAGCUUCUCAUGGUACAGUGCUUGAAACAGAAAGGGCAUGUAGUUGCAGUCACUGGUGACGGCACAAAUGAUGCACCGGCACUCAAGGAAGCAGAUAUAGGACUGUCCAUGGGAAUUCAGGGAACUGAAGUGGCAAAAGAGAGCUCAGACAUUGUCAUCUUGGAUGAUAAUUUCGCUUCUGUUGCCACAGUCUUGAGGUGGGGAAGAUGCGUCUAUACCAACAUCCAGAAAUUCAUUCAAUUCCAGCUCACGGUAAAUGUUGCUGCACUUUGUAUCAACUUUGUAGCAGCAGUUUCAGCAGGUGAAGUCCCUCUAACAGCGGUCCAGUUGCUGUGGGUGAACUUGAUUAUGGACACAUUGGGUGCCUUGGCUCUUGCUACAGAGCGGCCUACAAAGGAGUUGAUGGAGAAACCACCCGUUGGUCGAACAAAGCCACUCAUCACAAAUAUCAUGUGGAGGAACCUACUUGCACAAGCUUUAUACCAGAUAUCAGUGCUUCUUACCUUACAAUUCAGAGGUGAAUCAAUCUUUGGCGUAACAGAGAAGGUAAAUGAUACCUUGAUCUUCAAUAUUUUUGUCCUUUGCCAAGUGUUCAACGAAUUUAACGCAAGGAAGCUGGAAAAGAAGAACGUGUUUGAGGGCAUACACAAGAAUAAGUUGUUUAUGGGGAUCAUCGGGAUAACAAUUCUUCUUCAAGUGGUGAUGGUAGAAUUUCUGAAGAAGUUUGCAGAUACGGAGAGGUUGAAUGGGGCCAGUUGGGGUGCCUGCAUUGGAAUCGCCGUGUCUUGGCCAAUUGGUUGGGUUGUUAAGUACAUUCCAGUUCCAGAGAAACCCUUUUUUAGCUAUCUCAGAUGGAGGCAGUAG